This is a messenger RNA of Asparagus officinalis (garden asparagus), 852 nucleotides long. RefSeq names its product NAC domain-containing protein 35-like. Gene Ontology annotation, biological process: regulation of DNA-templated transcription. The coding region runs from base 20 to 838 and encodes 272 amino acids. Lineage: Eukaryota; Viridiplantae; Streptophyta; Magnoliopsida; Asparagales; Asparagaceae. The transcript is spliced from 3 exons. The record is from RefSeq and is a predicted model, not a curated record. Gene Ontology annotation, molecular function: DNA binding.
AUUUGUUUACAAUCCGGCGAUGGAUGAAAGCGGGUCGGAGCUAGACCUACCGGGUUACCGGUUCCACCCGACCGAGGAGGAGCUACUCAACUUCUAUCUCCGACGCAUGGUCCUCGGCAAGAAGCUAAAUUUAGAUAUCAUUGGAACCAUCCACCUCUACCGCUUUGAUCCCUGGGAGCUCCCAGAGUUAGCGAAGAUAGGAGAAAGAGAGUGGUACUUCUUUGUGGUCAGGGAUCCAAGGCAAUCGACCCGCGGUAGGCCCAGCCGGACCACCAAGAAUGGAUUCUGGAAGGCCACAGGGAAAGAACAGCCCAUUUUCAACACGACCGGCCCAAAACAUCUUAUAGGGCAUAAGAAGACACUAGUUUUCUACAUGGGCCGGGCUCCUCAUGGGGCCAAAACGGACUGGGUCAUGAACGAGUACAGUCUUCCUGAGACAUCCUCACAGAAUCCUCUAUCAACGGAGGGCAUAGUUUUAUGCAAGAUAUACCGGAAGGCGACCCCAAUGAAGGUGCUAGAGCAACGAGCGGCGAUGGCGAACCUCGACGCUUUCGCGUCGACGACGACCGCAGGCACCGUAUCACCCUCCGAACUCGAUCGCAACUCUCGAGCUAAUAACUUAGGCCGCGUACAUGAAAACGAGCUCGUGGCGAAGAAAGAGGAAGUGAAGAAAGGCGUAGAAAUAUCGCCGGUCCCGACGCCGACUGCCCGGCGGGCGAAUUUGCCGGAGCUCGAAGUCUCAGGGCACGGGUUGGAGUGGCACGACCUGGUCUUGUCGACGUUGAUGAGCCCGUGGAUGGGCCGCUGGUCUCCUGUAGAAAACUUGUUCAACGUUUAAAUGUACGUACAUUU